GCCGCCUCCGCCAUUCAGGGAACCCUGUGCGCCGGCCCUUCCCGGCGCCGCCGCUCCGCUCCUCCCGCAGCUGCUGCUGCCGCGGGGCAGCGCCGCCACCCUGUGCCGGAGCGGCGGCCGCAGCGGCUCAGCUCAGCUUAGCUCGGGCCCCGGCGCGGCGCGGAGCGGGCAAUGCUGGAGAGCGGCUGAGCGUCGGAUUACUUGUUGGGCGGGGGGGGGGGAGCGGCGCGCCUCAGGGCGCUGUGCAGUGCGGCGGCUGCCGGUGCAGCGAGUUGGUGGGAGGGAGGGGAGCAGGCGGGCAGGGAGUGAGUGAGGAGCGGCGGCGGGCCCCGCACCUUAAGCCUAUACCCCGCACCAUGCUGCAGAGCCAGGCCGGAGCCAGCGACAGCGCCUCGACCACGGGCAUCCUGCAGCCCGCAGCGCCCCCGCCGCCGGCCGGCAACAUGCGGGAGCCCCCUCUCUCCACCGCCGCCUACAGCGGCUCCGAGCCCAGCAGCGACGAGGAGGACGAGCUAGUGGCGCCCCCGGCCCCGGUGGACAGGCGAGGGUUGAAGCGCAGAGUGUCGGACAUGGAAGCUGCCGCCGGCUUGACCAGGGUGAGCGGCAGCGGCCACGACCCCAGCCUGGACUGCGGCGGCCCCGGGCUGGCGGCGGGCGGCGGCGGCGGAGUCUACGGGGUAGCGGCUGUGGCCGGUGGAGCGGCGGCGGCGGCCGGGCUGAAGCCGGGCAAGAAAACGCGAGGGCGGGUGAAGAUCAAGAUGGAAUUCAUCGACAACAAGUUGAGGAGGUACACGACUUUCAGCAAGAGGAAGACGGGCAUCAUGAAGAAGGCCUACGAGCUUUCCACGCUGACGGGCACGCAGGUGCUGCUGCUGGUGGCGAGUGAGACGGGCCACGUGUACACCUUCGCCACCCGCAAGCUGCAACCGAUGAUCACCAGCGAGACGGGCAAGGCACUGAUACAGACGUGCCUAAACUCACCGGACUCGCCGCCCCGCUCCGACCCCACCACCGAUCAGCGGAUGAGUGCCACGGGCUUCGAGGAGACUGACCUCACCUACCAAGUGUCGGAGACCGACAGCAGCGGGGAGAACAAGGACGGCCUGAAGCCGACCACCUUCACGGUAGCCAACGUGCCCGGCUCGACUUGCAUGAACCAGUCGGCCUCCAACACCUCGACCAACCUGCAGGUGAGCAGCGGCCACAGCUUCCCCAUCACCAACUACCUGGCCCCAGUCACCGCCAUCAACAGCAACGGCAGCUGCUUCAAGCCAGGCGGCAACCCUGGCGGCAUGGUGCAGAUCCCCAGCGGCUUCACCCUCAUGUCAGGCACUUCGCUGCCAGGGACGCCCUCCAUCCCCCUGGGCCCAUUGCAGUCACACUCGCUCACCAUCCAGGGGCAGCAGGGGCAGGUGAUGGGCGGCCAGUCGCAGCCAGGACAGCAGACCGUCUUCCGCUUCCCUGCCUCUGCCACCGGCCAGAUCGUCUCCAUUGCAGGUGGGGGCCUUGCGCAGCAGUUACCGGUACAGACCAUCCAGCUGCACCAGUCGCCGGCGCAGGUCAGCGUGCAUCAAUCCACGCAGCACACCGCAACCCUCAGCGACAGCAGCACCGACAUCUCGCAGACCUCCACCAGCGCAACCAUGACACUGCCCGCCACCAUCGUGACCUCAUCGGCCCCCUCGUCCAUGGCCAGCCACGUGAUGUACCCCAGCCCUCAUGGAACUGUGAUGUACACCACCUCCAGCCCCGGCCUGUCCGACGGCCUUGCAGUGCUCAAUGCCUUCUCGCAGCCGUCCUCAGCGAUGCAGGUGUCACACGGCCAGAUGCACGAGCAGGGUGGUGUCCCUCAGGUUGUGCUGACUGCUCCCACCGGCACAGUCCAAAUCCCACUGUCAGCUGUCCAGCUGCACCAGAUGACAGUGAUUGGCCAGCACUCCAGCACUGGUAACUUGACAGAGCUUCAGGUGAGCAGCCUGGACACCACACACAGCAACAAGUUGGCCCAGAACGACUAGUGACUGCCACGCACAACUCCACAGGAGCACCAGUUAUUUAAACUAAAAACUGCCUGCUAUAUUUAUUUAUUUUUUGCCUCCCCUCUCCCUCCGCCCUGCUUUAUUCAGAAAGAAUGGAUGGAGCUUUUUCUAAAUCAAUGUGAAAUUAUUGACUGCCUGAGGUUUAUCUUUUUCAUAACUGAAAGCGAUUUUCCCGCUGUGGACCCAAAUCAGGCUUCAGCCAAAGAUUCACACUCUGUCGAUAAGGCCGUGUAAAUAAACCUCACUCUUCUCCCUGCUCCUUGGAGGAACAAAGUCUUCUUCCAAACUUUGUUGAAAAUAUGUCUGGUUUUGUGGCGGCUCAGCUUUUAGCUGCAAAUUUUGAAUGUGGCUUGGAUGGGGGUGGGGGUAGUGCCCAGGGUCUGUAUCCAGCUCUCCGAGUCACGGUCACCGCCCCCUGGGCUGGGCUGCGGCUAAUUUUAAUGUUGCAGGAUUAUCAUGGCACUAAAGUUUCCACAAUGAUCUCUCCAGCAAUUAUUUUGUUAUUAUAUUUGUACUGAGAAUAAAAUUGUUGGAGGGACAUGUGUGUGUGUAUAAUAUAUGUAUGUUUCUGUGUUUGUGUAUAUAUAAUAUAUAUAUGAAGUAUACAGACACAUAUAAUAUACACAUGCACACGCGUGCUCACACAUAUCCACGUGCACACAAGUAUUUAGAAUGUGCUUUUAAUGGAGACUAUGAAUUUUCAUUGGCAAUUUGUAUUAAAUUGGUUGACCUCUUGGAGUGGUCGUUUGGGGGACAGGCGGGGAACAUAGUCAGUGGCCUUAACACUGUGCCAUGAGAGUGAAGAAGAAGCCUCUUUCUGUUGCCGCAACCUCUGCCAAUCGGCUAGAGAAGCAGGCAAGUAUACGGGACAGCAGCAGCCAUCCGAUUGGCUACACGCCCCCAUUGGUGGAUAGAAGGAGGAUCGGGAUUGGCUCCGUUCUCUCCAUUGGAUUAGAGCAGGAUCAGGAUUUGCCACAAGUCCUCCCAUCUUCCCAUCCCAAAUGAGAUUAUCUUCCCAUCAAAAGGGAUCAACUGUGGGAUUGGUUGUAACUCCUGGUCUGUCGUGUAAGGGCAGGAUUUCUGCUGGUUGUGUUUCACCCAUCCCAGCCCAUUGAAGAGUAGCAUUAGGAUAGGUUGCAGUUCCUCUUCAAACAAAAAACAUUCUAUUGGACAAACUCAGUGGGUCAGGCAGUAUCUGUGGAGGGGAACAGACAAUGUUUCAGGUCAGUGCCUUCUUCAGACUGAUUAGCUUCUCAUUGGCAAAGAAGGGAACGAAGUUGGUUGUAAAGUUGAGUGUUGCCCUGAUUGACCAAUAGUCUGCUUUUGCUUGUUGUCUCUGUUUAUGAAUGCAGAAUGAUGAUUCAGUAUUUUUACGUCUGUCAUUAUGUAUCCUGUGAGAAGCAAGACCUGGGUUUAGAGAGGAGUUGGGUAUUUUCCCGAGAUAGCUGGUGGGCACUAACGGAACUAUCAGCAUAUAAGAUGUUGCCUGCAAUUGGGAUCAGUUUUUGAGGAGUGGUGGGGUGGGGGGGAGCCCUGCUGCCUGUUUCAGUUUGCUGAAGGGAUCGAUAAGAAAGGUAAUGACGAUGGUGGGUGAGGGGAUUGCUGCUGUUGUGUAGCUUGUGGCCUGGGAUCAUUCACCCUGCAGUGGAGAGGCAAAGGUGAGGCUGACCCUUUCUGACCGGGCUGCUGAGCAGCUAAUCUUCCAUUCCCCCCAGUCCACCUCUACAGCAUGCUGUCCUGUGUGCUUGUGGGGUGACUCUUUGCUUCUGUGUACCCACUGCCCAAGAUGGCAGCCUUGAUCCUCUGGCCACUGACUUGUUCCUGGCCUCUGGCCCUCCCUGCCUGCCAUGGCUCUUCAGUGAUUGGCCCAAUUGCAAGCUGCUGCUUUUUUGUACUUGGUGCUAUGAAGGGAGGCGUUUUAAUAGGAAGCGGCCACUACUUUUUUAUAAAAUGCCUUGAAAGAGAGAGUUUAUUUUUAUAGGUGUUUAUUCAGUAUUUAUGUAUUACAGAGAAGAUGAGAAAAACACUUGUAAAUUGUAUUGCAGUUUUUACGUGUAUGAGUUUGUAUCACGCGGGGCAGGGGAGGGAGGGGGGAGGCAGGGAGGGCUGUGUGGUUUUUUUUAGAAUUUUUUCACAGUAUAAAACUAUUGCCACGGGUUGCAGAUAAAGGAGCUGGAUGUGUCAUCAAGCAGACAGUUGCCAGACAUGCCUGGAUUUGGUGUGGUUCACACCAUGAAAGCUUUUUCUUAAAAUAAAAGAAACAAUUUUUUAUUGUU
Molecule: messenger RNA, 4315 nt
Organism: Amblyraja radiata (thorny skate)
Lineage: Eukaryota; Metazoa; Chordata; Chondrichthyes; Rajiformes; Rajidae
Gene: srfb
Product: serum response factor b
Exons: 9
Coding region: 357-2018 (553 amino acids)
Biological process (GO): positive regulation of transcription by RNA polymerase II
Molecular function (GO): DNA-binding transcription factor activity, RNA polymerase II-specific; cis-regulatory region sequence-specific DNA binding; protein dimerization activity
Source: RefSeq, a predicted model, not a curated record